CAUCAGAAGGCAAGGCGCGUUUCGGCUACCAGCAUUCCCUGGAAAUCCGCGAGGAUGAGAGGUUGAUCAGGAGAUGAGGGAAGGCUAGGUGGCCAUUGAGAAGGGGGGAGAAGGAGGCCUCGCCUAUGGGAGAAGCACCUUCCAAGAGGCCCUCCCGCCGCCGCCAGUCCUCCAGGCGGCAGCGCUGGGCGGCAGUGACGUCAUCAUGGGCGGCGGUGCUUGUCGUGGCGCUGGGCCUGCUGACGUGGACACUGUACCUGUACUCUGCCACCCACCGCCUGCUCUCUCAGCCCUCGUCCUUCAGCUCCACUCGCUCCUCCACCCCUCGCAAGCUACAGCAGGAUAUGGCAGUUGGGAGGAGGGAGGGACGCAAAGGGGAAGACAAAGAAGAAGAGGAAGAACCAACGCAAGCGGAUGAUGAUGGUGAAAGGGGGCGUAGGGAAGAAGGGGCAGGGGACGUUAGGGUGGAUGGAAUAGCAGGGAAGGCGGGGAGCCCGCAGCAGCAAGAGCAGGGGGGGCAGAAACGGGAGGGCGAGCAGGGCGAGGGGCAGGGGAGUAGAGCGGGUUUGACUCAUGGACUAGAAUUGGGAGACAGUGAGAUGCACAGGGGAGGGGUGGAGCAGGGGGGAAAGGAGAGGGAGGGAGGGAGAAGAGAGGGAGGAAGAGAGGAGGGGGUUGGAGAGAGGGAGGGGGUACCGCUGUCCCUAGAAGCACAGGUGAAGGCGUUGCAGAAGCAGCAGGCAGAGGUGCAGUCGUGGGAGGAGGAGGUGAUCAGGAGAAUAGGGGCGGUGGAGACGAGGGAGAGGGAGGCUAAGAGGAGGGAGAAGGUGAUUGACGGGAAGGAGACGGAAAUCGCUUGGAGGGAGAAGGAGUGGCGGAAAGAGGCAGAAUUGAGGAGAGUGGGGUCAGAAGGAGAGGAUGAAGGGGUUGGCCUGGGGAGGAGAGUGGGGGCAGCAGGGGGGGGUGUCAGCGGUGGCAUGCGGCAUGAUGUAAUGGAGGCCCUUCAGAUGCUGAAACUGACUGUGAAAGCGCUGGAGGACAACAUCGAGAUGGUGCUGAAUACUGAGGCCGGCCUGCACCCCCACGCCUUCAAUGCAAGUCAGCAGCAGCAGCAGCAGAGGCAGGAGCAGAAGCAGCAGCACUACAGCUGUCAGCGGGGAGAGGCAGCAGCAGCAGCCACAGCUCCCAAAGCCCCAGACCGCCCCAAGCAGUACAUUCGUCCGAGAGUGCAGGGCCCGCUGGUGAUAGCCGGCAUGGUGUACAACAGGGUGUUUGACGGGGAUUACACAAGAUUCUGGGCGCUGCAUGUGUGGCAGUGGCUGGAGUAUCACCGCUACGCUGGAGUGACUCGGUUCUAUUGGUACGACGAGGCGAGGAGCACCGAGGAAGACCAGGAUGUGGUACUCGCCCCAUACGUCGAUGCCGGACUGCUGGUGUACCACCGAGUGCGGGAGCUGCCGUUUGUGGAGGGCAACUUCACAGCAUAUCUUGAGAGGAUGUUCCGGUGCAAGCAGGGGGCAGCAUUCAACCACUGGGUGAAGCAAUAUGCCUCGGAGGUGCAUUGGGCUUUCCACGUUGAUAUUGAUGAGUACUUCUUCUCGCCGGCUGGCACACCGCCCGGCUUUCUUCGUCACUACCUGCAGACUUUACCGAAUACGACAAUACAGGUUCUGGUUCAAAACCUCUUCUUCCUGGGAGACCCCAUUGGUCCCGACACCGACACGCUGCUUGAGCGCUACACGCUGCGCAUGCCGAACUCGUCGGAGCGCCACCGCACCAAGCCCCUCGCAUGGCUGCCCCUCGCGGCACAUCUCACGGAUGACUGCAUCAACCCGCACUCGUGGCCCGUCAUGGAGAAUGGGCCGCCGCCUCUGGUGGAUACGAGGGUGAUGAGGCUGAAUCAUUACUGGGGGGAUCGCGCUGGGGUGAUUUCGGACAAUACCCCGAUCUACACGAUGGAUGUUACGAUGAUGGACGAGUAUGGCGAUGGGCUUGUGAAGGAUGAGUCAGCCAAGCCCAUGGGCGCGUGGCUGCGGCAGCGCAUGCAGGUGGCGUGGGCGGUGAUAUCGGCACAGGCAGUUCGCAAGGAGAGAGUGCGGCUCAGGAAGCAUGUGGCUGAGGUUAAGACACGUGUCAAACAGCUAGUGGCUCUAGUGCCUAAGCUGCUUAAGAGAGGAGGAGGCGAGGGAGUGGGGAGGGGAGAGGGAGGAGAGGGAGGGGAAGAGAGGGGUCUCAUGAUGGGUGAUUUCUUCUUCGCCGAUCUGCUCAAUGCCACCAAUGCUGCCAAUGCCACAAACGCUACUGCCGGUGCAAAUGUUACCAGGAGUGCCGAUGUUACCAUUGGUGCAAGUGUUACCACUGGUGCAAGUGUUACCGCUGGUGCAGACGGUACAAUAACCAGCAAUGCAAGCACCAGAGCAGCUGGAAACGAUUCUUUGCCCGCAGCCGCACGCACUGGAGCAGUUGUUGGGAUUGAGACGCCUCAAAAACCACCCGUGGCACCUGUGGCACGCGUGGCACUUGUUACCAGUCGAGAAGAGCCAAGCAGGAUGG
Molecule: messenger RNA, 2553 nt
Organism: Closterium sp. NIES-67
Lineage: Eukaryota; Viridiplantae; Streptophyta; Zygnematophyceae; Desmidiales; Closteriaceae
Source: the annotation of a GenBank genome assembly